AAAAUUUUGAGUCUGAUUCGGGGAAAGUGUAGAUAGAUAAUCUAUUUCAGCAUUAGAUUAGUCGAUUCAGAGUUAGACUAAAUUAUAUCUAGAUCUAGUCUCUAUCUAUGGUGCUAGAUCUAUUCUAGUUUGAACAUGGCGUCUACUUUGUCUUUGCAUACUUCUAUUGAUAGCUUUCAUUUUUUGUGGCGUCAAAUAGAAAAUGAAGUUUACAAUAGCUUCACAGGUCUUCGAGACAAGUUUGCAAUUUUAGGUGCUUGGUAUGCAACGAGGAAAACAGUGGGGAUAAUCUAUUGUUUUGUAGAUGCUGUUCGCAUUCAUUUCUUUAGUGGAAUGAAAGUAAACUGGAUAGAAAAGUACGGACCAUGGGCUGUUAUCACAGGAAGCAGUGAAGGCAUUGGUUACUCUUAUGCUUAUGAAUUAGCCCAGCGAGGACUGAAUGUGGUACUUAUAAGCCGAAAUGAAAGGAAGCUGCAAAAAGCUAAAGCCCAGAUUGAACUAGAUUGUAAAGUGCAAGUGGAGUAUAUUGUAGCAGACUUCUCUGAUGAAAACCAGACAGAACUGUACAGUAACAUUGGCAAAAAAUUAUCUGACAAAGAAAUAGGCUUGCUUGUUAACAAUGUUGGAGUGAUGUAUGAUUAUCCUGAUGUUUUAUUGAAUGUUGCAACUCAGAAAAUCUGGCAACUUAUACAUGUUAACAUUGGAGCUGCCACUUUGAUGACACAUAUGCUGCUUCCUGAUUUGGUCAAAAGAAAAAAAGGGGGUGUGGUUGUCAUAUCUUCUGGCUCCUCCACUCAGAUAACUCCUCAGAUGACUGUGUACUCAGCUACUAAGCGUUAUUUGGAUUAUUUUAUUCAUGGAUUGGCUUAUGAGUAUCGCAACUCUGGAGUUGUCUUUCAAUGCUUGAUUCCAUUCUACACAGCCACAAGAAUGACUGGCUAUAGUGAGAGGCUGUCCAACACAAGUGUAAUGAUCCCUGAUGCUGCAAGGUAUGCCAAAAGUGCUGUGAAGACAUUAGGAAGAUCUGCUUGUACCACUGGAUACUUCCCUCACACCCUUCAGUUAUGGAUCUCUAGAGCUGUGCCUCUGUGGUUGUGGAUGUGGACCUCAGAAAAACUGAACAAUUCAUUGAGAAGAGAGGCUCUAUCUCGUCAGUCAAAGAAAUCCCUCAAGUUCACAUCAGGAGAGAUGGGAACAUCCUUUGAUAGCUAGAAUCUAAGGUGUUUUAUUUAUUGACUAGUCUAUUGAACAUAUUUUAAACUGUUAAAUGUAGGAUAUACAAAUUAUAGCAGCAUUAGAACAUUUCAACACUUAAUUUAUUGAAUGUACUUUUACUGUAUGUUGAUGUAAUAUUUGUACAUCUCAUGCAACAGCAAGGAAGCCUGCUAACUUAAAUUAUAAUAAAAUAUAUAUUAAAAAAGGAGUAUAAUGUUUUUUUCAUUAACUGAUUAUUUGAUCAAACUGUGAAGUAGGUUUUACUAUCUUUCGAAUAUUCAAUUAUCAAAUAUUUUUAUGCAAAUAUUUAUUAAUGAACCAAGUGUUUUAUAUAUUAUAUAUAAAUAUAUAUAUAUCUUCCUGUUUGUGAUUUAAAAACAGCCAGGAGAUAUUCUGAGGACCGGUAUGACUUUUUACCCUUAUACUCUACUGGCUUUUCAUCAUUAAUAAAAAAAAAUACUAAUUGUAAACUUAAAAAACGUAUUUAUUUGAGCCAUUAUCACAUUCAAGUCUACUCAACUUUUUCUAUGCUUUUGAUAUGAAAAUAAGUUUAAUGUACAGUUUACUGCAUUUAAACUCUCAAAUUCAUCCUAUUCACAAUAAUCAUUUUCUUCCAUCUUGUACACAAUAAAUGUGUUAAGUUCAGUAACAUUGUCUUUUUUUUUUUUUUUUUUUUUAAACCAUCUCUGCAUUAUGGGAUUUUGUGUAUAUAUUGCUAAAUCUUUGAAUUAUCAAAGAGGCAUGAUAAGUGGCAGCAAAAGUACUUGACAAUACACAAAAUUUGAUGAUAAGCCAUGACAUGUAUCCAGCUGAAGGUUAUACUUUGAUAAGAAAUAACCAUGACAUUAAUUUGGUUCCUAUCUUGCUUUCAUUAUAUAAAACAAUAAACAAAAUCUAUGAUUUUUAUUGAUGCAAAAGCAUUAGAUUUUUUUUUGUUCUUAUUGAUAGCUUAGAAAAAUAAAAGGACAAUAGUAUGAUAUAAGAUUCAGAAGGACUAGCCAAUAAGUACAUGAAAUAUACAAUUGUAUCAUUGUAAAUGUUCAUUUAUUAUCAAAACUAAACUAUAUAAAAGUUUUGUUUCAUUUAAUUUCACGGGAACAAAUAUCACCUCAAUCUUCAGAAUCGAAGAUAAUGCCAUUAAUAUAUCAACCGAACAUAUAAACAAUGAAUAUUUCAUUGAUACUCAAUACUGAGUUUCUCAAAAAAUGGAUGUAUAAUAUUUAGAACAUCACCUGAACAACAUGGUAGAUUAUAUCAAUGAGAGGGCAAUAAAUGCCUCAAUUAAUAAAUCUACAGCAAAAAAAAAAA
Biomphalaria glabrata is the source of this 2523-nucleotide messenger RNA. RefSeq names its product inactive hydroxysteroid dehydrogenase-like protein 1. The transcript is spliced from 7 exons. Gene Ontology annotation, molecular function: oxidoreductase activity. The record is from RefSeq and is a predicted model, not a curated record. Bases 136 to 1212 code for a protein of 358 amino acids. NCBI's taxonomy places the organism in Eukaryota, Metazoa, Mollusca, Gastropoda, Planorbidae.